CACAGUGUCCAGCGCGAGGGAAAAAAAAAACAAUUGCCUGUUGGACUCAGUCUUACCCGGCAUAAAUGGCACGCGCGCCCAAGAAAAGAAAAGCAUCCGGCGAGAUCAGCACAAAACACUCGGACGGCGGACACAGACGCCGCGCGCGCACGCAUCUCUCCUCUCUCUUCCCGGCGGAACAAUUCGCCACGGCCAUGCCGCACCACCGCCAUCAGGGCGGCGCGGCACCCGCGGACGAGGCCCCGUCGCCGCGGCCCUCGGCCGCCGGCUGCUACGCGUUCCUGACCCGCUCCCACCGGGCGGCGGGGGGCUACCGCCGGCUCGACUCCGCGUCCGCGCGGGCGCUCGGCGACGAGGCUGCUGCUGCCGCCGCCACGGCGGCGGUGAGGGUGGAGGUCGGGAUGACGAGGGAGCGGGCGAAGAGCGUGUUCCACGUCGACCCUGCCGUGCUGGAGGCCGGAUCGGUGCGCCGGCUACUGGCGGCCGCGGGGAGGCGUUCCCCCGGCGGCGGGGUCGCGGUGGCUGUCGACGCCCUGCUGUUCGAGCACCUGCUCUGGCUGGCGACCAUGGCCGGCGCCGGCAGCGGCGAGGCGGUGGGCGGUGAAGACCAUGACCUGUCGGAGAUCGUGGAAUUCUACUCGCAGGAUGACGACGACGACGAUGGCGACGACCACCACCACAUACGGGUCCUGAAUUUCGAUGCUUAAGUUGGUCAAUAAUUUCUCCGCGUCACUUAGCUGUUGUCCCUCAUGCGUAUAAAACUCUCUGUAUACAGCACAAUAUAUAUAAAUACUGCUCUUAGCUAUAAGGGAAUAAGGUGCUAUGGACUAUGGUUGUCUGUAAUUUAUGAACUAAUGCUUCAAGUGAAUAUAGCUACUAAUGCUACAUUGAACACA
This is a messenger RNA of Panicum virgatum (switchgrass), 896 nucleotides long. RefSeq lists its product as uncharacterized. The coding region runs from base 66 to 707 and encodes 213 amino acids. The transcript has a single exon. Lineage: Eukaryota; Viridiplantae; Streptophyta; Magnoliopsida; Poales; Poaceae. The record is from RefSeq and is a predicted model, not a curated record.